Dioscorea cayenensis subsp. rotundata (Guinea yam) is the source of this 1203-nucleotide messenger RNA. RefSeq names its product zinc transporter 8-like. Lineage: Eukaryota; Viridiplantae; Streptophyta; Magnoliopsida; Dioscoreales; Dioscoreaceae. The transcript has 3 exons. Gene Ontology annotation, molecular function: zinc ion transmembrane transporter activity. Gene Ontology annotation, cellular component: plasma membrane. Gene Ontology annotation, biological process: zinc ion transmembrane transport. The coding region runs from base 55 to 1080 and encodes 341 amino acids. The record is from RefSeq and is a predicted model, not a curated record.
UAAAGAUACACACACAAGUGUUGCCAUUUGCCCUCACAAAUUAACACACCAACCAUGAACUUCAAAAGCAUCUCCAUCAUCUUCUUCAUGGCCUUGCUACUUCUCCUCCCUUUCUCAGCUCAUGCAGACUGUGACGAUGGCAAAGGAGACCGUGAUAAAUCCAAAGCUCAACCUCUAAAGAUCGCCGCCAUCUUCUCCAUCCUUGUCGCCGGUUCAAUUGGCAUUUGCCUCCCUAUCCUAAGCAAAUGGAUCCCAGUAAUCUCACCGGAGAAAGACUUCUUUUUUGUUAUAAAAGCCUUCGCCGCCGGUGUCAUUCUAGCCACCGGUUUCGUCCACAUCUUGCCGGACGCCUUUGAAAACUUAACAUCUUCUUCUUUGGACUGCCACCCUUGGCAAGACUUCCCCUUCGCCGGCUUCACUGCUAUGAUCGCUGCCAUUGGAACUCUAAUGGUGGACACCAUGGCCACUAGUUACUUCACUACCAGGUUUAGUUCUAAUGAGGCAGCUCUGGUUGUGGAUGAGGCUAAGCAAGCUGAAGAAGGUGGCACGCUUGCUCACAAUCAUGCCGUGCAUGGCCAUGCACAUGUCUCCUCAGAACUCAUGCGCCAUCGUGUCAUCUCUCAGGUGUUGGAGAUGGGCAUUGUUGUGCACUCAGUGAUCAUUGGAAUAUCAUUAGGAGCAUCAGAGAGUCCUUCAGCCAUUAGACCUCUUGUUGUUGCUUUGAGUUUUCAUCAGUUCUUUGAAGGCAUGGGUCUUGGUGGAUGCAUAGCUCAGGCAAAGUUCAAAGUGAGAUCAAUGGUGACAAUGGUGUUGUUUUUCUCACUUACUACUCCAGUUGGAAUAGCAAUUGGGAUUGGGAUUUCUAAAGGUUAUGAUGAGGAUAGUCCCAGAGCUUUGAUUAUUGAAGGACUUCUCAACUCAGCUGCUGCUGGGAUUCUCAUUUACAUGUCUCUUGUGGACCUUCUUGCUGCUGAUUUCAUGAACCCAAGAGUGCAAAAGAAAUUGAAACUUCAACUUCUGAUUAAUAUCUCUUUGCUCAUUGGAACUGGUUUGAUGUCACUCUUAGCUAAAUGGGCUUGAUAUUAAAAUAUUAUUAUAUAUGUAACUUAUCUCAUACUUGUAUGUUUUCUGUUUCAUUUUAGUUUGCCAUUGAAUUAUUAUUAUUAUUAUUCAUUCCUCGUAUGGAAUGUCUUUUAAAUCAAA